GGGUAGAGUCAGCAGCGCGCAGCCUUAUGGGCAGGUAGGUCUACCUGUGGCUCCCUUGGGAACCACUUCCAUAGGGCUCUGCUGCCACAGCUGACCGACAGAGACACCGGUGAUUGGGACCACGGAAAACACCAUGAGAUAGUUUCCCUCAUCAUCGCUUUUUGUAAACUAACUGCGGUUCCGCCUUUUGUUUCGGAGCGUGAGCCCGCACCGAGUCCCGCACUGGGGGGGGGUUUGGUGGCAGACGGAGGGAAGUGCUUCCUGAUAAUAAAGAGGUGCGUCUUAUUUCCACUCCAGUGAUUGACUGCGCACGGCUUUCACCGCCGGAGCUCGGGGCAUUGACGCAUUGUGGAGUCGACAGUGGGUGGGGGGGAUAGCGCCAAUGCAAACCCGGCUUCGCAACACUACGGAGGCAUCUAUCGGUGGAACAGCGAUGGCCGUGGUGCAGCUCGACACGGAGGACCAUCAACCCGAGAACGGCUUCGUGUCCCCCGACACCGCGUCGCAGGAGCUGCUGACACGCAUCGACGACUCCGUUCUGCCGUUUCUCGGGGGAUUUGGGAAGUACCAGAAACAGCUGAUCGUGCUGACAUGGAUCCCGGCGUUAUUUAUCGGAUUCAGCCAGUACUCUAGUAAUUUCCUCCUCGCCCAGCCGAACACCACAUGCGUCCAUCCGCUGGCGAACCUGACUGAUCACACCGCGAGUCGCCCCUUGUUAUCAGGCGAUCCGAGAAACAUCAGCGCGCGGCCGGCUUACAUUUAUGACAAUGGAAGUGACGGCACCCACACUGACAAUGCCAGCAUGCACUGCAAAUGCAGCGAGUGGACGUUCGAGCUGCACACGGGACUUGCACAGAACGUGGUCACCAAGUGGAGUCUGGUGUGUGAAUCAGCAUGGAAAGUCCACAUCGCCAAGUUUUCUCUCCUGGUGGGAUCCAUCUUUGGAUACCUGACGUUUGGAAUCCUUGCUGACUGGUUUGGCCGCCACCCGGUGCUGAUAAUAUCGGUGCUGUUCAUGCUGGUGUUUGGUCUGACUGUGGCCUUCUCUGUCAACGUCCCCAUGUUCAGCACCAUGCGCUUCUUUGAGGGCUUCUGCCUGGCAGGGCUCACACUGUCUCUCUACGUCCUCAGGAUCGAGCUGUGUCUCCCUGGAUGGCGCUUUUCCAUGACCAUGGUGGCCAGUUUUGUGAUGUUGGGCGGUCAGCUGCUGAUGCCAGGGGUGGCAUACCUCUGUUACGACUGGCAGGUACUCCAAGUUGUCAUCAUCUGCCCCUUCUUACUGAUGCUGUCCUACAUUUGGAUCUUCCCUGAGUCACUGCGUUGGCUGCUGGCCACUCAGCAGUACUGCCGCUCCAAAUGGAUCAUGGGACACAUAGCAGCGAAAAAUCAAGUGAACUUGGAGCUCGACAGCGAUAAUAUCCUCACAGAACUGCAGAGAGCUCUUCAAAAGAAACCCAAGAAGACGUGCAUCGUGAAAAUGGUCGGGACGAGAAACCUGUGGAAGAAUAUUGUUGUGCUCUGCGUCAACUCGCUAACAGGCUACGGGAUCCACCACUGCUUUGCUCGCAGCAUGAUGGACCCCGAAGCUCAGGAGACGACCAUGUUCCAUAACUUCUAUGCAGAUUAUUACACCAUGGCGGGCAUUGCGGUGGCGUCCUGCAUGGCGCUUUGCCCGGCGGUGGGCCUGAUGGGCCGGAGGGGCGGCCUUCUCAUGUUUAUGAUCAUCACUGCCCUGGCCUCACUGCUGCAGCUGGGCCUGCUCAAUUUGCUGGGGAAGUACAGUGGCCAUCUGAAUAUAGAAAACUCAAGUACGCUGAAUAAGAACUUCUCCAUCGCCUUCUCCAUCAUCGGCAUGUUCUCCUCCCACGCAGUCAGCAACCUGAGCAUCUUCUUCUGUGCUGAGAUCACGCCCACUGUGAUCAGGGGUGGUGGGCUGGGCCUGGUCCUAGCCAGCGCCGGCUUCGGCAUGCUGACUGCACCCAUCAUGGAGCUCCACAAUCAGAAGGGCUAUUUCCUCCAUCACAUUAUCUUUGCCUGCUGCACUCUCAUCUGCAUCAUCUGCAUUCUCCUGCUGCCCGAGACGCGCUACCAGCCCCUCCCCGAGACCCUUGCCGAUGGCGAGUGCUACACCCGUCAACCUCUCCUUCCACCGAGGAAACCUGGAGAACAGCGGCAUUUGCUGCCUCAGUCUGAGAGCAGCAGGGACUACACCAGGGUGCACGACACGCCGCUCCACGAGGCAGCCGCCACCGCGGUGGCCACUAUGGAAUCCACCACCUCUUCGGCUGUCGAUCUGACUGCUCCGUCUGUCGGGGAUGCGUCCGCUCCCGUGUUCAUGGAGGUGCACCCCGGCAAGCCUCCGCCAAAAGACCCCAACGGCCACUCGGUUGCAUCAUUAUCCACAACCCCCAUCACAGCCCUGGGUAAAGGUGGCAUCAUACAUGCCAGUAAAGAGCACCUGCUGUCCUCCUCUCCUUUACACAAUCUCCCAUGCAUCACAGACCCGCUUUUAGUUGAUGCCAAAGAACCUCCAGCAAUAGCCCUGAAAUCUGCUGAGCCACUGACGGAUUCUGCUGUUCUUGAGAUGAGUGAGAUUUGCCCUUCCACUACAAAAGAGUCAGCCGCUUCCCCUUCCCCCUCAUUAGACUGUUUCACUCCCCCCGUCCCUCAAACUGUGCCCGCCUCCUUAUUGAUCUGCACCACACCCAUCAUCGAACCCCCGCCUAGAAAUGAGAUUGACGAUAUUGGCCUGAAAUUCGACCCACCUUUGCUAGAGGUCAUAGAAACCACUUUAGCAGACUCCCCCACUCCAUCUAUGCAUGACAGCCCCCCUCCAUCCCCAAGCCCCUCUCCUGUUCCGAUGACUGAUAACAACCUCUUCACUGAUCCACCACCCUCCAUUAGCAUACACUUGGACAAUCCCACCCAGUUAGAAAUAGUCGAAGAAUCUACAUCUACUCCUUCCCCUAGAGACUCCCCCAUACCUCCUGUGAUAGAACCUCAACCGCCACAGAUGGACCCUACCUCUCCCUGUGUUGAUGAUAUAGCUCCUUGUGUCCCUACUCCCCCUAGCCCAGUCACUGUUCCCCCUUCCCCCACUCCUCCUCCAGCCGUUGACCCAGGCCAUACGUCCUCAGCGGCCUCUUCCACUCCCCCUAUCAUAGAUGCUAUCAACAUAACUGAACUUGUUCCUACCAUUCUCCCCGUCACAGACAUUGUGCACACCUCCUCUCCAGAAGCUACCACUCUGACUGUUCAGGAUUCAGCUGCUUCCCUUGCCCCAGCACCAACACCCAUCACAGAUUCAGGCUCCACAGAAGCAACUCCCUCCUCUCUAAUGGACUGCACUGUCUCCUCCCCCAUAGACUCUGGUGUCCUUUCCACCAGUGACAGUGCCAUCACAGAAAACAACACUGUCAAUGGCGUGGAAUCGUUAUGAUGCGUAGCUGCAGCCAGGAGAAGACGCUUUAUGGUUGCACGAGGAAGCAGCACAUGCCACAUAAAUAACCGACAAAGGGGCGAGGAAGGGGGGCACCAACUGCCCUACUCAGACUUCAGACCCUUACUGAAGAUUGUCCCCACCCGGAGUUGAAUAGACGCGUCUUACAGAGAUACCGUAUCUUUCUCAAUUCCCCACCCCCCCCCUCUCACCUUCCUGUAUUUAGCCAAUAAACGAGACCACGCAAGUGAGAGAGUGCCAGGGGCUGUUUUGUGACAAUGUGGCAGUAUCCUCUGCUCUUUUUGAAUGUCACUGGAAAUCACCAGCCUUCAAACUACUUUAAUGUAAAUGAAUGGAGAAUCACUGUCUGUCAUUUUCAAGAGUCUUGUACCCUAAGAGGACUGGUGAGACAUAAAAUGAUGCUAAAAUACAAACAAACAAAAAAAUCACUGGUACUUUUGCUCAAAUGAAAUGUCCGUCUAACAUAUUUGCAUACGAAUAUUGCCUUACUUGUAUGGACAAAAACAAAUCUGAAUGUUGCAACGUAUUUCUUUUGCAGUUACAGAGGUGAAAUUGAAAUUGGAGGGAUUUUUCUGAAUACAAUGCCAAAAACUACUCUGACCAAAAUUAAAUGUAGAUAUAGUGCCAAAAAAUUAGUAUAAAAACAGUAUUUGCCUGCUUAGGGAGAUCCUGUUAAGUGCAGUCCCCUGCCAUAGACUGUAUGUGGAUUUAAGUGAAUCAGAUGAACCCUUUUUCAAAGUUCAGAAAUAUAAUAGAAGUAAAUUGUUUAUCAAAUGAAUAAAAGACUGAAAGCUAUACCAUCAUUUGAUUAAUUGGAAUUGAGAGAUGAGAUUGCGAAAUAGCCUUUCAUCAACAUGUUGUUCAUUGUAUGAUCAGCGAUAUUAGAGAGACGAAUGACCCAUAUUUUGUUGGCUUGACGAAACUUUUAUUUUUCCAAUCGUGAUGGAAUUUAGGGGAUGCAAAUGCUUUUAUCUGUAAAUGUGAUAUUGUAAGUAAAUGCAUAAUUAGUUGUUGAGCUUGAUUCAGUCUUUUCUUUUUAAUUCAAAGUAUUAUUUUGAAUAAUCUCCCAUGGCGUGCCCUUAUUGUACAGAGCCAUACCACGUUCUUACAGUAUUUGUGGUACCUCACUGUGGUGCCACCUUAUUCAUUGCAGUUGGGACAAAGCAUGAAAAUAAUUGUGAACGUGUCAGUAAAACAAACCUUUAAACGCAAACCUUAAAAAGACACAAAAAGCUAUUUUUGAAACAAAACCGACGGAUGACGAAAUGUUUGAUAUGACUGCCAACUGUCACAGCAUCGCGAACGUUCAGUGUUUUCUAAAUCAUGUUCUGGCAUUUACAUAGUUCAUGUAUGCCAAUGUGUUCAUGUAUUCACAUGCACAACUAAGUUUACUUUAAAAAAACAAAAACGAAAAAAAAAACGCAAAAUGAUUCAAUGCAGGUCAAAUCUUUAUUUAUAGUUAGAUAAACCUCAUUAUCUUAAAAUGACAAACACUGUCCAGCUGUGGAUAGCAUUAUACUUGACUUGUGUGUAACGUGACAGUUGUCGCUACACACUUCAUGCUUUUGAGGUUGUAAUAUUUGUCAGAGGAAGAUGUAUGAUUACGGAUAGAUCACUGUUUACAACAACAAUAAUAACAAUAACAAUAAUAAUUACACUUUACUGUAAAACUCAAGAGCCAACUGAAUGAUGUCUUGUCAUUUCAAAUGUGAUGAAACACUCGUUAACAUUCAUACAGGGAGUAUUCGUGAUCUUCUAAGGGGUCAUUCAGGAGUCCAAGGCUUGUGUUAUCUACACAAUCUUGCGGUACACUUACGAAGAACCUUACAUGUACAUUACUCACCAAUAUCCUCUUUUGCUUUCAUCUCAGUCAAAUGUGCACUGAUAAAGGCACUACAUAUGUUUAGGUAUCUGAAUGAUGUAGAAACCUGCUUGUGUUUCUUUUUUUCCACAAACGCAGCUUGACUCAACAUAUGGAAGCUCUUUUUUUCAAUUGAUUUAUUGGUCUUUUAAUAGAUCAUCAAGUCAACAAACUUCUGUUUAGUGAAAGAUUCAUAUGAACAUUUAAAGCCUAACAUGCCAUGCUGCUAAGCCUCAAAGCACAAUGCCCUGCAAUCAUGUGAUGUCAGAUUUGGUGGAGCUUGGCUUCUUGUCAGUAGAGGAAAAAGGGAAAUGGGAUGGGAUUUUGAAUACAUAACUUUCAAAUAGCACAUUCACUUUUGCAAUAGACCCACGUGUAAUCUACUCUGUGGAAGAGGGUGUUGACCCUGGUUUUCAUUAUGAAUUAUUGGCAUCUGCAGUAAGUAGUGGGUUGACUGCAGUGGUCAGUAGCUACACAUUACUCCGAGUCCUCGUUGUCUGUGAGUGUUGGUCUCUCUGUCUCAGUGUGCGUAUGGCAGAAAUGAAUCUGUGUAUUGCCAUUACCCCCAUGCAACACCAGUGUUUGGACAUUGACACAGCACAGACCAGUGUCUUCGCUAAGGUCAGUUGCUUCCAUUUUCACAACUCCCAUGCAGCUAUUUCAGGUUGCUGAUGGGAGUAUUUUAUUGAAGUAAAAUUAAGGUUAAAAAAAAAAUCUGUAAAAGCAAUCCAAAGCAACGUUGGCACCAGCGAUACGGUGGACUAGGAGACGGUGAUCGCCCCGGUGGAAAAGCAAAAAAAAGACGGAUGGGUUAUGACUUUGUAAAUAGUAAUUGUGUGGAAACUCCCGGCGUCAAUAAGAUGAAGGAUCAUAGAUCGUAACAUGGACUGAUGAAUAAUUUUGAACUUAGAUAAAACUCUCAGAGACAUGAAGUCCCCAGUGUACACAGUUCAGGUGUCGCUUCUCUCAACCGUGCAACUCAGAAUCUCCUGAUGGGAGAUUUGAAUGAAUGUAAAAAACCAUGGAUUGUACCAUUUAUCAUUUCUGAUUGUUUGGUUUUAUUUUGUUUUUGUUUUAACAGACAUAAAUGCACUUGUAUAUAAGCCAUACCUGUUGUUAAAAUAAACCACUAUUUAUUGAUCAAC
Molecule: messenger RNA, 6466 nt
Organism: Anarrhichthys ocellatus (wolf-eel)
Lineage: Eukaryota; Metazoa; Chordata; Actinopteri; Perciformes; Anarhichadidae
Product: solute carrier family 22 member 23-like
Exons: 10
Coding region: 383-3439 (1018 amino acids)
Biological process (GO): transmembrane transport
Cellular component (GO): membrane
Molecular function (GO): transmembrane transporter activity
Source: RefSeq, a predicted model, not a curated record